This is a messenger RNA of Fusarium falciforme, 1902 nucleotides long. RefSeq names its product Fungal-trans domain-containing protein. Gene Ontology annotation, molecular function: DNA binding; zinc ion binding. Lineage: Eukaryota; Fungi; Ascomycota; Sordariomycetes; Hypocreales; Nectriaceae. The record is from RefSeq and is a predicted model, not a curated record. Gene Ontology annotation, biological process: DNA-templated transcription. The coding region runs from base 1 to 1902 and encodes 633 amino acids. The transcript has 5 exons.
AUGGCGCGGAAGCUACAGGAGGCUGAGGAAACGAUUGAAAGACUCCAAGAAGUCGACCCAUCGGUUAAUCGUCAACACACGAGAGCAUCCGUUGCCGGGAUAGUAGCCCUAGCUCCAGCUUCGUCGUUCACGACCAAAGACCUUUCUGUAACGGUAUCGUUGCCCCCGAGACACGACAUGGAACCGGCUGUGCCAGAUAUGUCACCCACGACACAACAGGGCCAUUCGAGAGACCUACAAGAUCCUACUCACCCAACUGAAGCCAUCGACAGCACCCCUCAAGACUCAUUGGCCAUCGAUCUCAGCGUGGAUGAGCACGGCAAGAUCUGUUACUACGGCCCGACAUCUGCUGUGCAUGAACCUCUGGGCCUGGCCUCGCCAUCCACAAACUCGCUGAGCCGUGGCGACGGGUCCAAGAGGACCGACGUAAGGGCAUAUUUGGUAUCACGCGCUCGAGAAUCUACUAUCUGGGAGGAGUUUGCCCUGGGAAAUGCGGGCCUUCAACUUGGUCUAUCUCGUCAGGUUAUUGCAAGGCUGCUUCAUCUGCACUGGACCUGGGUUGCUCCUAUGUUCAUGUGGGUGUAUAGGCCAGCAUUCAUGCGUGACAUGACAACUGGCGGCCGCUACUACUCCGAGCUUCUUCUCCUCGUUUUGUGUGCUCAUGCCUCCAAAUACCACGACAGCAACCACGCGCAACUCCUAUUCUCUCGUGUUCGAUUGCUUCUCGGCGACGAGAUACAAAAGCCCAGCUCUAUCCCCACCAUACAAGCCCUUCUCCAGUUGAGUGCCCGGGAACUGGCGCAAGGAGCCAUCUCACAGGCGUGGCUAUAUAGCGGAAUGGCCUUUCGGAUGUCGGCAGAUCUUGGCCUGCAGCAUAAUGGCCCCGAUAUUGCCGAUCUCAAGGGCUUCGAUCCCGUAGAUUUGGAGAUUCGAAAGAGGUUGUUUUGGAGCUGUUAUUUCUGGGACAAAGCCAUCAGUCUCUACACGGGGAGACUCCCUGCAGUUACGGAGCUACCGCAGAGCCCCAUUGACUUUAUGGAUGACUCGGCAGAGUCUGAAGUUUGGUCACCUUACUACGAAGAUACUUCACCUUUGACUCGACUGGCACCCAGCCAGUACCCAAUUAUGCAAAGCCAUGCUGUCUCAUGCUUUGAAAACUCUUGUAAACUCUCAGUCAUCAUCAACGACAUCAUAGUCCAGCUUUAUUCGAAGCGAAGCAGGGCCAUCACCGAAUCGUCCCUGAACGACAUCAAGGCUCGCUUGGAUACUUGGCGGAACGAGUCUCCUGCGCACCUACGAUAUAACCCAGAAUACUUACCAACUAUAUGCCCACCUCCACACAUCAUCUCCCAGAAUCUGCUGUACUUCACCUCUGUCAUUCUGGCGCAUCGGCCGUUCUGGUCCGCUCCAGCUUACUACCAAGUAUGCAUGAGCGCAGCCCAGAGUAUGGAGAAGCUGCUCUUGAUGCUCGAAUCAACCUUUGGCUUCGAGAAUAUCACCUACCUCAUGGGCUACUGCAUCUACACAGGUGCAUCGGCUGUUCUCGAAGAUGCCAAGAUUAAUGACGGCGCAACACAUCCAACCAUGCAGACAUUUCUGAGGGCCCUCAACCGAGGCAUGGCAAAAUGUCCGCUCCUGGAGCGUAGUCUGCACAUCAUCAUCAAAGGCCUCAAACGAGCCCCUGCUCAGCGAGCACCGCCCGAUCAGUCCUCGUCUGAUAAUGCCGUCUCAGCCAUCAUCAACAGCUACAUCCCGGCGUUCCCAUAUUUUGAUCCUGCAAGCCCAAACGAUUUUGACAUGGACGCGUACCUCAACGGUAUGAGCAUGGAUGCCAUGGCGUCUCUGGACUGUUAUCCUGAGCUACAAAUUGAUGUGGAUGAAAUGAUGAGACACGCACCGUAA